Molecule: messenger RNA, 1476 nt
Organism: Darwinula stevensoni
Lineage: Eukaryota; Metazoa; Arthropoda; Ostracoda; Podocopida; Darwinulidae
Source: the annotation of a GenBank genome assembly
AUGCACGACUCCGCGAAGACCUCGUACGUGGAGUCGCUGGCAACAGACGAUGUGGAAGGGCACUGCCCCCAGGUGUCGGACGGACUGACGUGUUGGCCACCGACGCGGAACGGAGACACGGCGGCGAUCCUCUGCAGCAUCGUCAUCCAACCUUGGUUCGAUCCCGACCUCUUCACUCCGCCGGAUGAAGACGCCGUGGCGUACCGAAUGUGUCGGGUGAACGGGACGUGGGCGGAGAAAUCCAGCUACACGUCUUGCUCCAAUCACAUCUUCCAAGCCCAGAGCAAAAACUUGAAAACGGAUUUUGAGGUGCCGCCGGACUCGUCUCGCUCCGCUAGUAGAGUGCCUCCAGACACCAAGGGUGGUGGACUGGAUGGGUCUCAAACGAGGAAGGUGAUGAAAGCGAUCAACGUCAUCAGCUUCACCCUCGGCCCCGUCUCUUUCGUUUCCCUCGUCGUCUCCAUCUUCAUCUUUCACUACUUCAAGAGCCUGGAGAACGAUCGGACCCGAAUCCAUCGGCAGCUGUUCCUGGCCCUGGCCAAUUAUACCCUCUGCAUGAUCCUCCUCGACGUCCUCUCUCUUCACCGCUUCUUCGAAAUCCAAGAGCUUUGCAAGAUCCUCAAGACCCUCGUGAUUUAUUUCUCCAUAUCGAGCAUCGAGUGGAUGUUCGUGGAGGGUCUUCAUCUGUACAGCCGAUUGGUUGCAAGCGUCUUCGAUUCCCGGGUCCCUCAUCGCCUCUAUCAAGCCAUCGGAUGGGGGGAAUAUGAUUGGUCUGGGCUCCAUGAAUCUGCCUGGAAUAUGGGGAUAGCAAACGAUGAAGUGACCGUGUUCAUUGAUUCCUGUAAUGAGACUAGGCGAGGCGAGGUAUUAAACACUCCUGUGAAGGAUGAUUCCAGUGAAAGGGAGAAGUUUGUGUACUGUUCGGAAAGGAAUGCCAAACCACCAGGAAAAUUGAUUCUUCCAGGUUUGCCCGGAGCGUGCGUCUGCGCGUGGAUGGUGUCCAUGGUGAUAUGGGAUGACGACGGACCUUCUCACGAAGUCGAAGAAGAGGAGACAGAGCAAGACGAUGAGGUAGAUUUUGGAUGCUGGGCAGGAUUCGCAACGGAUCCUAGAGUGUGGAUCCUCCUCCUUCCCAUGGUUCUCUCCCUCACCUACAACGAAUUGGAGCUUCUCUCGUUCGGUCGAACAGGAGAGAUGGAGCAGAAACAGUCUCGAGACCCUAUUUCUGAAGGGAUUAUAGUCAGGAGUCAGGAGAGGAUGUUCAACGCAGGGGUGCCAUCAUCGCACCUAAUGGAAAAGGGCAUCCCUGCAACUAUCAAUCCUAAUCCUGUGAAUUUAACGCUUCUGAAAAUCAGUGCGAACGUGUAUUUCUUGGCCCAUAUCGUUUACAUCUUGGUCAAGAAACUGGUCGAGAGCAGCGAGUCUGCCCAAAUCAGGUACGAACUCGACCGUCUGAACGAAGAAGAGAGAGAGUGA